AUGAAGAUUGGUCGACAAGAUGAGACUAGUACUCGCACAGACAAGACGCCGCAAAUCUUACAAUUGACGUCUCCAGAAGUUGUGCUACCUGCCAAUUGUGAAGUUGUCGAUACAUCCUCCUUGCGCUCAUCUGAAUUUAGCGGGAAGGGUAGCGAGCAAGGCCACGGCAACAUAGACAAGUCGCGCAACAGCGCUGCACAUGACACCACCGGAGGUGGUCCAAUCUCGAACGUCAAGGCUAGCCUCUUUGGAGUUGAGACCGAGCUGUCGGCCUUUGAGAAAUGGACACAAGAGCAGCGACAAGAGAGACAACUGGAUCGAGAGCAGGCCAAAGUGCGAGAGGCUUGUCAGCACCAGGAGCGUAUGCAGGAAACGCAUGGUCUUGGAACUACAUUGGGAGUUGCCAUGGGCCAUGCUAUUGGCGAGUCCCUGAGAACAGUCAUGGAAGCUAUGAAGAGCACUGCCAAUGCGAGUCGACCUCCUGCUGCAGCCUACAGACUGAUUCCUGCACGAGGUCCACCCCGACUUCCUUCUCUGAUGCCUCCCACAGUACCUUCUCCUUUGCUUCCAGCAGAUCAUCAAGCUGGCGGUGAUGUCACAGAAGGUGUUUGUCCCAAAAAUAACAUGCCGGGCGGCUCUCACAGCAGCUAA
Messenger RNA from Ceraceosorus bombacis, 651 nucleotides. Lineage: Eukaryota; Fungi; Basidiomycota; Exobasidiomycetes; Ceraceosorales; Ceraceosoraceae. The record is from the annotation of a GenBank genome assembly.